UUUAGCAUUUACAUUAUCGCGCCCUCGCCUUUAACAUGGCAUCACGAAAGAAGUUGCGAACGAUAUGCAAUAGAUGGCACUAUUUAAAUUUUUAAUCGAAUCAAAACCGAGAAAUUAUUUAUGCAAUACUUGAUGUAUUUAUGCACGUAAAUCUGACAGAAUUUGUAACAAUUCGAUCGAAUGCUUAUAAAAUAUGGAUAGGGUAAUGUAGGGGAUAUAGAACGUAGGAUACCUCAAGUAAUUCAUACUAAAACUUGUUUAAUGAUCCAAUUACCAAAUUUCCAAAACAUUCGUAAAUUUUUAGUUUAUUAAAAAUAAGAACGCUGAAUUAUCAUUUGCUAAUUUCAGAUUAUAAAUAUUACAUGAUAUACAGGUUACCAAAAUGUCAUCGAAUAUUUCGGUAGCAUCUGCCUCAACAGAAUCGUCAGAUUCUCAAAAAGAAGAUGAUACGAAUAAAGAUUUAAAGGGGAAAGAAGAAUCCAGUCUUUGCCCUUUUAAAUUACUAUGGUCCUUUGGUUUAAAUUCGGAAGUGCCAGUAAUAAAUUUAACUACCCAAAAUCGAACGAUCAUUGCAUAUGCCUGCUCCCAUACUGUAAUAAUCUACAACUACGUUACGAAGGAAGUGGUUAACCUUCAAGGACAUCAAAAUGCAGUGAAAAGAAUAACAGCUUCAGUAGAUGGAAAAUGGCUUCUGUCAGCAGGUUUUGGAGAGGACUGCGUGCUUGUUGUCUGGGAUACUGAAACUGGUGUACCAGUUUGCACUUUAUUUAAUCCACACGGCAAAUACGCGAUGACCGCAGCAAGAAUCAGUCCAAACGCUAAAUAUAUAGUGACCGUUGGAAAUGAAAUACAGCAAAGAGUCCAUUUUUGGCUGUGGACGUACGGGAAAGACGAACCUGACGGCGUUCUGGAGUUAACAGAAACUGUUACGGACAGAGCAAAGACCGUAGCCUUCAACGACGAAGUUUCGGAAGAAUUUGCUCUAACUGCUGAUUACAAUAUUAUAUUCUGCAAGUGGAGCGGACUCGUUAUAUUGCCGUUCGUAGUUUUAUUAUUGUGGAUACGUUUAGGAUACGUUAUGGUCUGGAGUAUGGCUGCGGGCGCAGAUAUUACUGAAAGGAAACACCUCAAAUCCGUACAGCUCCAUAAAUGCAGUAUUACCGUCCUAGUACAUCACGACGAUCUGGUAGUUCUCGGUACGGCGGAGGGUCGAAUUUGUUUCUACGGUCUCGACUUGAGAAUACUUUACUCCUAUCAAAAUCCUUAUAUGAACUGCAUCACGUCGAUUAGUUUCGAACUGAGAUCCUCAUUACUGGGUCCUGUAUCCAUAGUCAGCGAAUCUGAACUCGAAUUUAGCGAUGAAGAACAUAUAGAAUAUGAAGGAGAACUUGAGAUUCUCUCCGAAAGUAAAUUACAAGAGCCCAUCUGCGACGAGAAAAUAAAAUAUUUAAGAAAACUACAAUCGAUAGAAGCGGAUGAAGUUUCCUCUUCGAUGAGUAUCAACAUGGAAACCACGUUCAAGGAUCAUAAUAAAGGCAAAAAGAAGUUUAGGAGACCUACCGGACCUACAGAUGCUACUCUUGAGGGUGCUCCAUUUUACACCAGCCAUUUUAUUGUCAGUUCAUUAAAUGGAACAGUUGCACUAAUUGACAUCCCCGAAUUAAAGUGCAAUUUUAUUUUCCGACACGUGAGCGGACCAAUUACCAGUUUAGAUACGCAUCCGCGAAGUGACUUCAUAGUCACCGGAAAUAUUCAUGGUGCAAUAACACUAUACGAUUACAAGAAGUGCAAGCUUAUCGUAUCCCGAAAGUCUCCUCCUCUUCCAGACUUCAAUUUGUUGUUUGACAUACAAGUGAAAUGGGGCAAUAUAAUUUACUUCACGUGUCCACAGAUCAACGAGAAAGCAACUGCGGUUACAGUACUGAAAUAUUCGCCAGUAGGUGACCUACUCGCUUGUGGCCUUGAAAAUGGAACCUUGUGGAUGUUGCAUCCCGUCACUCUGGAUCCACUUGACCGAAAUCCUUACAAGCAUUCCUCGGAAUCUAUACAAAAAUUGGUUUUCACAGAAUGCGGAGAAUACAUGGCUUAUUCGGAUAACACAUUGGUGGUAGCAGUUUUCAAAAAGAAUCACGCAACGUAUUUUAACUACAUAUAUGAUUUCCUUGGAAAAUAUCAUGUCCAUCAUGCAGACGUAAGAGACUUACUUUUUGGACCAGCUACUUCCAGCAGCGGUGUACCGCGAUUGUUUUCAUUAGGGGAAGAUCAGAAUUUAAUCGAGUACAAUCUUAAAGAAAGUGGUCCAUAUCCUGACCCUGGUUUACUGAUAGCUGAAAUCCAUAAAAUCGAGUAUACUGCAACACCCCUUUGCCUUAACUGGUACCCUGAGUUGGGUGUUGAAAGAUUUUUAAUGAUUUCCAAUUCGGAGUUCAAGUACAAGCUGCUGAACGACGUCACCAAAAUGAACCGAGGAACAUUCUUGGGACCUCUUUUUAAUACUCCAGUUCGGUACUUGAAGGUAUUACCUACCAAAGAGCUUAAAGGUGGAGGUUAUAUGGUGUUUGCGACCGAAAGAGAAAUCGGUCUCCAAAUAUAUCCUUUCGACGGUAAUCCUUAUAAGAUUUUGGGAAUGAUAGGCCAUCCACGAAAGAUUACUAAUCUUUGUACUAACAACGAUGGUAGCAUAUUGUUCACUUCUGGCGACAAUGAUCCGUGUGUGUUAAUGUGGAAAAUAAAAUGCAGAGCCGUUGACGUAAUAGCACACUUGGGUGGUGAAGGACUCGAUCCAUAUUAUUGUCUGAUUCAAGGCGGUAAAAAGGGUUGGCUUUUUAACGAAAUGAGAGACCUUUUCUACUACGCCCAAAUAUUGCAACAGGGAGAAAACACUACAGCCACUAGAAUUGUAUCUGAGAAAGUAUCCAUCAAACAGAUACCGAAUCUGAUGCGUGCCGUUGGUUAUUAUCCUAGCAAUGAAGAAAUAGAGCUCCUCUUGGCAGAGAUUUCCUACAAGAAUUACGCGAACACCGGUCAAAUGGUUGAAGAGAUCACGUUUGAGGACUUCGUGAAGUUUUAUAUAAACCACCGACCAGCUGCAGGAAUUUCUAUGCGCCAGUUACAGGAAGCUUUUCAAACUUUUGCGAAUCCACAUGAAAAUGUGUUUUUCCACGAUGAGAACGCGGCCUUGUCUCGAGGACAGUUUAUGAAAAUACUGUUUGGCGAAGGCCCUGACGGAAUUGUGAAAGAUGAUAACGAUCUUUUUGGAGAGCCAUUGACACCUUAUGAGGCAUUUAUAUUUUUGAAAUUUUUGAUGACUUCCGAUGAUCAUAUGGAAGACAUGUAUCUUCGAAAUGAUGCGCGAGCACCGUCGGUGGAAUUCUCAUUCUUACCACAGGUCUUUCUAUAAUUAAAAUUAUCCAAUUAAAUUUUAUCGACUUCAGUGAAAGAUAUAAUUCUCUUUAAUAAUAUGGGGGAAUGAAUAGUUAGUAUUUUCCAAGAAAAUAUUGAUAAAAGUUAACACGAAUUAGUGCACCGUAUGCACCAAGGGAAAAGUAUCAGUGGGUCAUAAUUAAUGAAAAAGAAGAUUGAUCGUUUUAGGCUCGCCGAAAGUAAUGUAUUAUUGUUUUAUAAUACAGAAGAUAUCUUACAAAGAUUUCAUCGCGGACAUCAUGGGUAUCGAGUCGCCGGAGGAAACGAGGGCUGACGAUGAUUAAGUAAUCUGUGUCAUUACUUGCAUUGCUGGCACGUUAAUGUCGAUUAUUAAUUAUUAUUAUUAUUAUUAUCGUUAUUAUCAUUAUCAUUAAUUAUUAUUAUCGUUACAAUGUACUUGCGAGUUCUAUUAAACAUGUACGAACACUAUAACGUAUUUAUCUGUUUCGUUUGUUGCUUGAAGCUUAAAUAAAAAAAAUGGAGAAAAAGGAAAAAGAAAACUCAACGACUGACAGACCCAAUUUCGAAGUUUAACAACCGCAUUUCGAUCGGUAAAACGAAUUAUUCCUAGAUCAGAUCCUUCCUUCUCGUUUUUAAACGAAUUUCAUUGUUUCAGCCAAUUGUGGUACGAGCUCAGCAGCAGUCGACUAUCGUUCGAAGAUCAAACAAAAACAAGCAACAAAAUUGAUGACAGAACAUUGUACAAACGUUGUUCGCUUUUAAUCGAAAUUUAUAUAAAUAUGUUCGCUAAAUA
This is a messenger RNA of Megachile rotundata (alfalfa leafcutting bee), 4177 nucleotides long. Its product is annotated as cilia- and flagella-associated protein 251. Lineage: Eukaryota; Metazoa; Arthropoda; Insecta; Hymenoptera; Megachilidae. Gene Ontology annotation, cellular component: motile cilium. Gene Ontology annotation, molecular function: protein binding. The record is from RefSeq and is a predicted model, not a curated record.